AUGGGGGGAAAUGGGAAGAAGAAAUCGGCGCCCAUGGACCAGUCCGAACGAGCGGAAAUUAUCAAACAACUGGUGGCCAAGGCGCAGGAACUCGACCGAAUUGUUACCCGUCCGCCACCUGGCUACAACGCCUUGUUUGCGGAGCACGAGCAGAUUCGGACGUUACUAGACCAAAUGAAAGAAGAGCAUGUCAAGAUUUCAUCGACCGACUCGAUUAUUUUUGGAGAAAGGCAAAGGUCAAAGGCUUCGAUCGACAAGUUCCUCGUCUGGUGUAAAGAACAGAAUAUAGUUCUCAACAACUGCCGCCUAGCAAAACUAAAGGAUGGGACCGGUCUUGGGCUCUUAGUCACAAAGAAGAUUCAGGCUGGUGAGCUCGUCAUCUCCGUACCUCGGAAUGCUGGCCUGAACGUCGAUCAAGCGCGGCGGUCUCCGAUGCUAAAGCGUGCCUUUGAGCGUGAUCUUGUUAUGGCGAAAAUGGAUAACGUCGGGAUGACGCUUUGGUUAUGUUGCCAGCGAAUGCUUCCUGACAGUCCAUGGGAGCCAUACUUGAAUGUUUUGCCGUCCAGCUUCAGCUUACCACUCUACUACUCACUGGAGGAGCUGAAGGCUAUCCGGCCGUCACCACUUUUCGAAGAAACUUUGUUGCUCUACCGGAACAUCUCUCGUCAAUUCGCUUAUUAUUUUCUUCACCUGGCCAAGAAUGAAGAAUACGAUAGGAAUCGAAAGGGACAAGAGACUCCAAUUCUCUACAACUCGCCACUAAGUGUCGAAAACUUCACUUUCAAUCUCUACUUGUGGGCUAUGAGCAUGGUAGCCACUCGCCUCAACAUGAUUCCCUCCGAGAUGCAAACCGACCAAGACGGGAAGCCAUUGAUGAUUCCCGCCCUUAUGCCGAUGUUCGACAUGGCAAACCACAGCCUGAGCGCCCACGUCAAUGACGCUUCGCCAGUUUACUACGAAGGAAACUCCGCACAGAUUGUCGCUCCCGCCUCCGCAAAUCCAACCGAGCAGUUUUUCAUUUAUUAUGGAGAUCGGCCAUCGUCCCAUUUCCUUUUGUACAGCGGAUUUGUUCCUGCCGAUGACAAUAAGAAAGACUGCUAUAAGCUUCGUCUAGCACUUCCACGAACUGACCGGUAUUUUGCUGAACGAACGGAAUUUUUCCUGCGUCACGACCUAACUCCAACCGCCGGCUCCUACAUCAUUGAGCUCUUUAAUGAUGCCGAUAACAUCUGGGGCGGGAAGCCGGUUCUCCAAAUGAUCAAGGUGUUGGUAUCCGAGGGGCCGGAACGGGAGCAAGUGGAUAGUCCGGCUAAUGUUGAAAAGGCAAAGAAGUGGCUGGAGGUGCGCCUAGCAUGUCUCCGACGCGCCUAUGAGCAAGUGAAUGUCGACUCAUUGGAUAUCGGCGCUGAAGAAAAGAAGAACAUCAAGCUGUUACACGCGGCCGAAAAAGCCAUUUUGGACAAGGCCUUGUUAGCUGCAAAAUCCUUG
Messenger RNA from Mesorhabditis spiculigera, 1488 nucleotides. NCBI's taxonomy places the organism in Eukaryota, Metazoa, Nematoda, Chromadorea, Rhabditida, Rhabditidae. The record is from the annotation of a GenBank genome assembly.